AUGCAAGGUUUCAACAAAACCACUGUGGUUACACAGUUCAUCCUAGUGGGUUUCUCCAGCCUGGGGGAGCUCCAGCUGCUGCUUUUUGUCAUCUUUCUUCUCCUAUACUUGACAAUCCUGGUGGCCAUUGUAACCAUCAUGGCCAUUAUUUGCUUCAGCUGGACUCUCCACACUCCCAUGUAUGGCUUUCUAUUCAUCCUUUCAUUUUCUGAGUCCUGCUACACUUUUGUCAUCAUCCCUCAGCUGCUGGUCCACCUGCUCUCAGACACCAAGACUAUCUCCUUCAUGGCCUGUGCCACCUAGCUCUUCUUCUUCAUUGGCUUUGCUUGCACCAACUGCCUCCUCACUGCUGGGAAAGGAUAUGAUCGCUAUGUAGCAAUUUGUCACCCUCUGAGGUACACACUCAUCAUGAACAAAAGGCUGGAGUUGGGGUUGAUUUCUCUCUCAGGAGCCACAGGUUUCUUUAUUGCUUUGGUGGCCACCAACCUCAUUUGUGACAUGCCUUUUUGUGUCCCCAACAAGGUUAACCAUUUCUGUAACAUGGCACCUGUUAUCAAGUUAGCCUGCACUGACACUCAUGUGAAAGAGUUGGCUUUAUUUAGCCUCAGCAUCCUGGUAAUUAUGGUGCCUUUUCUGUUAAUUCUCAUACCCUAUGGCUUCAUAGUUAACACCAUCCUGAAGAUCCCCUCAGCUGAGGGCAAGAAGAAGGCCUUUGCCACCUGUGCCUCACAUCUCACUGUGGUCUUUGUCCACUAUGGCUGUGCCUCUAUCAUCUCUCUGAGGCCCAAGUCCAAGUCUGCCUCAGACAAGGAUCAGUUAGUGGCAGUGACCUACACAGUGGUUACUCCCUUACUUAAUCCUCUUGUCUACAGUCUGAGGAACAAAGAGGUAAAAACUGCAUUGAAAAAAGUUCUUGGAAUGCCUGUGGCAACCAAGAUGAGCUAA
Messenger RNA from Symphalangus syndactylus (siamang), 945 nucleotides. RefSeq names its product olfactory receptor family 10 subfamily T member 2 (gene OR10T2). Lineage: Eukaryota; Metazoa; Chordata; Mammalia; Primates; Hylobatidae. The record is from RefSeq and is a predicted model, not a curated record. Gene Ontology annotation, biological process: G protein-coupled receptor signaling pathway. Gene Ontology annotation, molecular function: olfactory receptor activity; G protein-coupled receptor activity. Gene Ontology annotation, cellular component: membrane.